UGCAACAGUUGAUCACCUUUCUACUUACCACAUUAAUCUUUGCAACAUUCCAUCCAUUUCCAAUGCUAAUCUACCUCCAUAGCCAACACUACUUACUAGCCAUUGCUUUCUUCUUCAUUCUUCUUCUUCCUUUUGCUUUUCUUUUCUUCUUCUUUUUUGCUCUUCCCUCCACCUGCAGUUCAAACCAAGAACACCACCAGUGUGCAGUGCAGUGCAAGUGUGCAACACGGCAGCAUUCCAAGCUGAUGCUGUCAUUGAGUCAGUCAUGGCCUCCUCCACCUUGGCUCUCGACUUCCUGCGCCGCCUCCUCUGCGCGCGCACCGCCGCCGCCGGCAAUGCGGGCACUGCACAGAGCGCAGAGUGUGUCGGCGACGGUGCAGCGGCAGUGCGGCGUCCGGGUCCGGCGGCGUCUCCGGGAAGGAGCCCCUGUGUGGUGGCGAGGCUGAUGGGGCUCGACGCAUUGCCGCCGGCGCUGGAUUGCCAGCCGCCGCCGCAGCGGAGGAGUUUGUCGGUGAGUUCGGCGGAGGGGUGGCCGCCGUAUCUGAGGGAGGAGAACGACGAGUUCCUCGUCCUCAGCUUCAGCCCGGAGGCAGCCCGCCACGGCGACGACGGCGCAUGCGACGGCAGCAAGAGGAGAGACGCCACCGGAUCCAAGAAGCACACCGGUGGACGCCCCCGCCGGAAGCUGCAGUACGGCGGCGACGACGAGGAGGAAGUGCAGUCCUCGAGCCACGCCAAGAGAAGAGCGGCGGCGGCGUCGUGCGGCAUGCACAGUUCGAGCCCGGUGUCGGUGCUGGACGCGCAGCACUCGUCGUCGCCGUCGACGUCGUCUGCCACCACCACCACCACCAUUACCACCACCUCGUGCUCGUCGGAAGAAGUGGAGCCGAGCUCGCCUUCGCAUACCUCAGGAGAAAUUCGGCCUGCAACGAAUCAAGAAAGCUCAGGGAGGAAGCUGCAACCCGAUUUUGACGAUGAUCUCGACAACCUGUUGUCUCCUGCAGCUAGCAAUUGCCAUGACUCAAAAUGUUCAGACUGGGAGAGGAGGAAGAGGAGUGUGGUGAACAAGGCUGAGGUGUUCACCCCAGAUGUGUCUGGUACCUUGCAAUUCAUCUUCAGGCUGGUUGAGGAAGAUCUUAACAGCAUGAGGUGGUUGAUCAGGGAAUCUGAGGAAACUGCAGCUGACAUAGGUUCAGAAAUCCUUGAUCAGCUCAUGUCCGAGACAACAGAUGAACUCAUGCACACAAUUUCUGAAACUGUACAUUCUUUACCUGGCUGGUUCAUCUCCAUGAAGUAUCCAAAGCUCCAAGAUUGUUAGAAAUAUGCAGGCAAGU
This is a messenger RNA of Oryza brachyantha (malo sina), 1334 nucleotides long. RefSeq lists its product as uncharacterized. Bases 266 to 1318 code for a protein of 350 amino acids. NCBI's taxonomy places the organism in Eukaryota, Viridiplantae, Streptophyta, Magnoliopsida, Poales, Poaceae. The record is from RefSeq and is a predicted model, not a curated record. The transcript has 2 exons.